CACUUUGUCCGCGUUAGUUGUCAUUUCGGCAGCACAGUAGGUACAUGUUAAUUAUCAUGCAAAAUAGCUUUAUUCAAAAGAUUUUAAAAUUGACAGUAGUUUCGAAAAUUGAUGAAAAACAUGGAGGAAGCGAUGAUGGUAGCGGAUUAUUCACAGGAUGACCACAAAAUGAGAUUCAAUGACAAGGAAAACAAUAGGGCUGACACCCCUAUCCUGGAAGAGUCCAAUUUGAAGACGAAGGAAGAAUGUAAACAAGAUGAUGACAACAAAAAAGCUUUGCGUGACGCCGAUAACGAGAAAAAUUUGGCGGACACAAAUGGAGACAGUCCAAGUGAUUCGGGGAGCAAUCAAGAUAUCCGGAGAAAGCGGAAACAUCGUCGUCGCCAUAAAGGAGGAAAAAACCACAGGCGAUGGAAACCGUAUGAUAAAAUGAGCUGGACAGAGAAACAGGAAUUGGAAGAAAAGGAAACCAGGCGGGCAACACAAAAACGGGAAGAAGCUUUUGCAUCAGGGCAUCCAGUGGCACCUUACAACACGACUCAGUUCCUGAUGGACGAUCACUUUAAAAAUGAAGCUAUUUCACCAGAUCUCCAUAGACACAAUUCGAAAGACUCGAAUCAGUCAAACGAUUCUGACUCGUCUUCUGAAUUUUACGAUGAUGAAGAAAAUGACGGAUUUCAAGAGAAGAAUUUCAUGGACACUUUCAAUGAUAUCCGAAUGCAGGAACUCCUGAAUAAAAGCAAAGAAGAUUUAGUGCAUGACUAUGUAGAAAUAGAGGUGAGGUUAGAACGAGUGGAGGAAAAACGAAAGCAUGAAGCUUCGAGCUCGGACCAUAAUUCCUCAGGUAGCAGUGGCGAAAAAGAUAUUUAUUAUAAAGACUAUUUACGUCUCAAGGAAGAAAAUGAAAAAUUGAAGAAGGAGAACCAGGCUUUGUUAGCAAAGUUGGACAGCUCUAAAAAGUAGUUCUCUAACCGACUUGUGUCUAAAGUCUGUGUUAAUGUUUCGUACAAUAUGCAGUUAUUAUUGUUUUUGUUACGGUGUACAAAAAUGGCAUUUUACUUUUUAACAGUUUCAGAUAUGUUGUAUUGAUUAAUUAACCUUGAUUUUCCCCGGGCAUUUAAGGGCAUGAUAGGCCUGUCUGCAAAAAUAUAUGUUUAUAUAUAAGUUGCAAUAGUACUGUACUUACAUUUUUGAAAACUUGGAAAACUAUUCCUUUAUAAUUAUGCUCAAAAUUUUUAUUUAAGCAGCCACAUGGUAGCAAUUGUCAGUGUAUCUUCAUUAUUUGAUAGUGAUGAAUUGGUUGCUGGUAUUAAAAAUUUGCAGUUAAUGCACCCAAUGCUGCAUGCCCACUUAAAAAUCUAGAAGGGGGUGGGGGACUUUUCUUUCAAGUUUUGUCGAUUAACUGAAUAUUUUACAAAAAGUUUUAACCUAUUACGUGACUAAAUAAUUAUAUAUAUAUAAUGUCACCUUACCUUUAACUAGUUAGCAAGUUGUUAUGUUGUAACAAGUUAUCAGUGCAACUGUUUGUACCCUAUGCAUCCUACCAGAUGUUUCAUUGUUUUGAAUCUUACCUUGGUCAAAAUUGAUUUUUGUUUCUUUAAUUUAUAUAUUAAUUAUUAUUUUUACUGUUUGUCUGUCUGUAUCAUGAAAAGAUUAAUCUGAGAUCAAGUGAAAUGAGAUUAAGGUUUGGAAAGAAACUUAGAAAGCAAAACAUUCUGUGAACUUUGUAUAUUUCAGUUUAUUUCGAAACUUUCUAACAAUUUGGGAAUCAUUCUUUUUUGUUCAGUUGUCCCUUCAUCACAAAGUUUUGUUGACUCUGUCUUUUUUACCUUGUUAAAAGAUUUUCUAAGCAUUUGGAGAUUGAUAUUUGCCCAAAAAGGACAAAAUUUUCAUGCAUGUGGUGUAAAGGUUGUACAAUGUACAAUGAGGUCAAAGGUUAGAUACUGUAGGCAGUCUUUCAUGUUGCCUCUCAUUAUUUUUUACCAGUUUGAAGGAUUUUCAGAUAGGUGUAAUUUUUUACUAACUUUGCCUUGAUGUUAACCGUACUGCAGAAUGUAACUAAGUGAUAUAGGGUCAAGGUCAUGUUGCAAGAUCAACAAACAAGUAGUUUUUCUUGACCAUAUAUUUUCCAAGCCCUUGUAGAUUCUUCAAACAGAAUGACAUGAAUGUAUCCCAUGAGAUGAAAUGCAAAUUUUUAUCACAGCUUUCAGUAAGACAUGUUAAUAAUAAAGUUUGUAGUUUUGUACAAAAUAUGUUUCAUUAUGAUAAUAUUUGUAACUUAAGUCAAGAAAACCAUAUUUAGCUUAAUUAUUUGAAGAAUAGUAGAGCUAUUGCACUUAAACAUUCGUUGGCACCUUGGUUUUAAUCUGGUUGAAGUUUCAUAUGGAAACUGAUCUCUUGGUAACCGCUAGAGGAAAUGGUUUGAAACUGAACACUUCCGUUUAGUGAUGAUCUGGCCUGCUCUGCCUGUGGUCCAAAACUCUAUUUUGCUUUUUUUUUCGACUUGGCAAUUUUUGGUAAAGUUGGUAUCUCAGUAGCCACUUGUGGGAAUGGGUUGAAACUUAAAACAUUUCUUUUUACUGUGAUGUUAUGACAUGCAUACACAGGUUCAGUAACUCUGCUUUGCUAUUUCACAGUUCUGCCCCUUUCUUCACAUAGCCAUUUUUGACAUGAUAUGUUACCUUAUCAAGCGGCAUGGUGAUUCCUCUUAUGUCUUUUUAGCUCAGCUGAUUUUUUGAGAAAAAAUAACAGUCAUCACUUGAUCGACGUUGUCUGAUUAAGUUUUAUGUUUAGGUCAGCUUUUCUUCUAAACUAUCAAUGCUAUUGCUUUAAAACUUGCAACACUUGUUCACCAUCAAAAGCUGAUCCUGUACAGCAAGAAACGUAACUCCAUCUUGCUUUUUGCAAGAAUUAUGGCCCCUUUUUGACUUAGAAAAUAUCAUAAAAACAUGUUGGUAAGACAAUGUUUCUAUUAUACAGAGACAAAAAAGCAGAUGACCGUCUGCACCAGCAAGGUGAUGCUUUUGUUUUUCAGUGUUUUAACUUUCUGUUGACAAGGCUUUUGAAUAGUUAAGCUUUGCUGUCCUCUUGACAGUUCUUGUUUUAAAUAGAUCUAAUUUAAACAUGAAAAAAUGGUGUUUCUUGUUUUCAGGUUAAUCAACACCUUUAUUUUGGUCUAAGUAGUUUGUAAUGUGUUCUUGCACUUUUUACCAUGUUUUUAUUAUGAAUACUGAACUUGAUAUGUAAUGUUAAUAAAAAUGAUUCCUGGAUACUGUGUUCAUACUAAAAAAUACCAGAAAUUGAGGGAAUUAUUUCCUACUUUGCAAGACAUUAAGAUAAUAGAAAAUUUCAAGCAGUUCGCUACUACUAUUGGACUGGAUGAUUCUGAAUCGGGUAAAUAAAUUGUGUCCUGUCAUGGAUUGAAUUGCUCGAGUGCUUCAUGACUUCUAGUAAUCCAGGUUAUUGACUACUUACGCUGCCGGCAAAGGCCUGGCUAAGAUAUUUACGUGCUAUAUUUGUGUCGGGUAUAGGGAAAUUAAAUGUCAGAUGUGGGAUGCAUUAUUGAUUUCUUCUCUGACAGCCAAACCAAAAUGUUGAGAAAGAAAGGUAAUGUUUUGGAAUAAGAAAAUCUGGAUUUACUGGAAAUCGUAUGCAUGAAUGUUAUUUAACAUUAUGUUUGAAAAAUCCAGGAGUCAUUUUUGUACAUAGAUAUUUUGCAUGGUUAUUAUAGAUUUUAAAUGCAACUUGAUUUUGAUUUUAAAGGAGCCAGGUAGAGGGAGAGAUUUGUGAGAAUAGACCAGCCUGUCUGUCAAUAUAUUGUAUACUUGAAUUGUUCUAUAUUUAUCAUUAGGAUAUCUCAUCUGCAGACAUUAAGUUAGACAUUUUAGAGGGAUAAAAAGAAAACAUUUACAAGGCAUAUAUAUAUAUUUAUAGAAAGUUGGAAGUGCCGUUCCUUUUAAACCCUAAAACAUUGUACAAAGUAAAGUUACAUAGGUCAUGACAGGGAUCAAACGUUGUCCAGCAUUUAAGUAAUUGAGAUAUGUCAGCAGUUUAUAUUUAUGUGAAAGAAUGGGUGGGUGGGUUAUUUUUCUCAGAAAGAAAGGGGUCAAUACUGAAAUGAUGGAAUACAUGGCUUCUUUAAAGUGGAAAUGUGAGACAAAUAAUGUGCCAGCGGAGGUCACCAGUGUUGCCUUUUGACACAACCUCCUUAAAUUAUAAAAAUUAAAAAAAAAAACAUAAAAAAAUGAAAUCAAAGUGGAAUCAUAUACCCUCAUGCUUUUGUUGUCAUUUAGGCCAUUUCGAAAUUCUACUUCCUUAUUUAUGUUUGCUAAGAUUUAAAGCACAAAGUAUUUUUCUUUGUCAUGUACAUUUUAUUGUCAUUAUCUCUUGUCAUAGCGAGUUGUUUUUUUCUUCUCGCAAUAAAAUGUACUUUAAGUGCACAAAAUAUUAUUUGUUAAGCAUUUUACCACUGUCUUUCAAUAUAAAUCAUUUCAUUAAACAAUGCAUAUUCAUCAAAUUUCAUUUGACAGUUUGUAUGUGACAGAAUGGUAUACGUGAUUGUGUAGUUUGAUAUUUUGGAUGCAUGAAUUUACCUAAGAAUUUUCAGCCGUAGCCCGAGAUGUAUGAAUGUUUGUUGAUAGCCAGGCAUGUAUAAAUGCUGGGCCAUAGCCUUGGGCAUAUAAAUGUUCAGCAAUAGCCUGGGUUGAAGGAAUGUUGGGCUAUAGCUUGGGGUUUACGAAUGUUGGGCCAAAGCCUUGGAUGCAUGAAUGGUGGGUCAUAGCCUUGAAUUUAUGAAAGUUGGGGCGAUGAAUGUCUGGUCGUUGAUUUGGAUGGAUAAAUGUUUGACCAUAGCUUUGGAUGGAUGAAUGUUGGGCUAUAGCCUUGGAUGGAUGUAUUUUGGGCAGAAUGUUGGACACUAGCUGAGACAUGUGAAUAUGAGACUAAAACCUUUGACAUAAGAGUAUGCAGCCACAGUUUGGGAUGUAUUCAACCAUAGCUUUGAUUGCUGGGCCAUGGCCUGGGAUGUAUGAAUAUUUGGCCAAAUUCUAGCUUGUGCUGUAUAAAAUUUAAUGAUUGCUUUUAAAAUGAAUUUGAUCAUAAUAAUGCCCUGUCUAAAACGAGCUUUUCUCAUCUGAAGGAUGAACUAUUUGUGUUUUGGGCCAAAUGACAUAAACGGUUGUAUAAACUCACUACUGUUCACACAAUGGGCAGUGACAGAGGUAAUUGUUGAGAACAGGUUAGUACUGGUACAGAAUCCAGGAACACUGGUUAGGUUAACUGCCCACUGUUGCAUAACUGAAAAAAUGUUUAGGAAUGGAGCUAAAAGCAAGCAAAGAUUGGAUAGCUCAGUUCAGCUGAAAAAACAUUUCAUAUAAAACGUAAGUGGUAAUGGCCGACUGAUAAGAUGUUGAUGAUCUAAAUCUCUCUGCCACACAGGUUCCAAGGUCUCGUCCAAGAUGUACCUGCUGCUGAAUAGCUGUUACAGGUUAACGACAUGGGCUAAUAAUGUUUAUAUAGUAAAAUUUAUUCCCGAGUAGCAAAUUUAUUCCUGGAAUGUUUUCAUAGCAGUAUUACAUCCUCCAUCUAUUCUCAGUGUGAAUCAGUUGUACAUAACUUCAGGUAUAUCAUCCAUGAAGAGUUUUAUUUCCAUGAUGGUGUUUAAAACUGUACCCUGCUAAAUUUCUAUAAUGCACUUGUCCAUCUUUCAAUUUCGACAGUACCAUUAACUGUUAAAAGGGUGCUUACAAAAAAGAUACUGACUGAAUGGCGAACAGUGCAGAUCUUGAUCAGACUGCAUGGAUGUGCAGGCUGAUCAUGAUCUACACUGGUCGCAAAGGUAGAAUCAAUCGUGUCCAGCAUGAUAAGGGUUAACAGUAAAGGCUUCAGCAGCACUAAUACCGUUUUAAAAUGGUAUUGAUUAGUGGGUCCAAGUGUGCUUAUUUACUCGCUAUUGUCAGUGCAAUUUGGAAAUCGUCAUUAACUUUAUUGAUCUGUAUGUUAAGACAACCAGUUUGUUUGAAUGAAAUUAAACAAAAAUGAUAUGUGACACAUGGCCAUUUAAUUUGCAUAAAUUAUACAGUAUGUGUGCAAAAAUGAGAAAAGUGAAGUAUUUUUGUACAACAGAUUUCAGAAUCAUAAGUCUUACUGCCGAAAUCCAAAUCUUUUCCAAUUGUUCUGUUAGAUAAUGUGUGUUGCUUGUUUUACAAUAUUAUGAUGAUUGGUGAUAAACUUGUGCUGUAUAAAUGUGCUAUACAUUUUAUAUGUAAUUAACUUGCCCUACAAUUUACAGCAUGCACUGACUGAAAUUGUAUAUGGGAUAAUUUUGCUGGCUGCAGUUUCAAGGAGUUUUUGUUGUUACUUGAAAGUUGAAUAGUUUAUUAAACACGGAGCUGUUGAUUAAAAUUGAGCCAUGCCAUGAGAAAACCAACAUAGUGAUCCGCGCAGUCUGGCCAGGAUCCAUGCUGUUCGCCUACUGGAAUUGGAGAAACUGUAAGCGAACAGCAUGGAUCCUGACCAAACUGCGCGGAUGCGCAGGGUGGUCUGGAUCCAUGCUGGUCGCAAACCCAUUAUGUUGGUUUUCUCAUGGCAUGGCUCAAAUAAACUUGAAACUUGGUAUCCCAGAUUCCAAGGGAUCAAGCAUUUUACUUUUGAGUUAACUGAAAUUUGAAUAAAAGUGAUAUUUUGUGCACUUGUUUUCGGCACGGGGCUUGAAAAUUGUCUUCAAGAUAGCCAGAAUUUGGAGAUAUUAAGCGAGUUUAAGAUAACGAUUUUCAACUGUAUUUCAAUGUUUUAUCCUGUCUGGUGUAUUUUACCAAUAAUGAACUUUAGAAUCGUGUUUGAUGCUUGAGAAUUUUCUAUAAUUGUCUCGUAUAUUUCAAGUUAACUACAAAUGAAAUAAAAUAACCAUGCUAAUAAUAAAAAAAACAUGUGUGGUUUUGCAGCAGUUUGUGAUUUACAUGAUACAAAUCCGAUACUAAAAUUGCCCAUUUACAAGUAAAAGCAGGAGUUUGUUAUCUCUGACGAUGUGGUAUGUUAGUGUAGUCAUUUUGUAGGUCAUUUAUAUAAUUGGUCAAAUGCAAGUAAAGUUUGAGGAAUCUUUCUAUGUUUGUAGUGUUUAGUUACUAGGUAAUAAUAAAUAAAAAUGUGCUUGGACUGGAGAUUUUCAGCAACAGCUUAAAAUGGGUUAAAGUUGUUUAAUGUGCAUUUUUGGGCGGAACCAUUGAAAAGCGCGGGGUGAAGAAUUGUAGACAUUUGAAAUGUUACCGCAAACAGAAAAGUUGAAAGCUCUUCAAAUCAUAAGCUUACAGACUAAGAAACAUGUGGUUCAUAAAACUUUCCAAAACUUGCCUGUGUGCUUUGGAAUUCUCAAGGUUAGGCAUGAAAUAGCAACUUUGUGUCCAGUUGGUUGUGGGAAGAUACUUUGCAAACCAUGUCAGUUUUACCGAGACAAAAAAAAAUCUGCCUCGCACUGAGAAUUUUGAAGUUAAUUAGAUAUAUUUAUUAUGUAUUUUUUCAAAAUAUAUAAUUAUAUACAUCUACAUGGAUAAUUUUCUGUAGACUUGGUGAAUGUUGGUUGUCUACAAAAUGUGCAAUUUUUCUUUUUAGCUUUCCUACAUUUUGAAUGUUUUACUGGAAGAAAUGAAUUACUCAGAUUUUACUUGCAUGAAAUGAUACUGCCAAAUACAUUGUUCAUGACCAUUACAAUUUCAUCAAUGUUAUUUGAAAUAAAAUGUUUAAUUAUAAUUGA
Molecule: messenger RNA, 7747 nt
Organism: Mercenaria mercenaria
Lineage: Eukaryota; Metazoa; Mollusca; Bivalvia; Venerida; Veneridae
Product: protein HEXIM1-like
Exons: 2
Coding region: 112-963 (283 amino acids)
Biological process (GO): negative regulation of cyclin-dependent protein serine/threonine kinase activity; negative regulation of transcription by RNA polymerase II
Cellular component (GO): nucleus; nucleoplasm; cytoplasm
Molecular function (GO): 7SK snRNA binding; cyclin-dependent protein serine/threonine kinase inhibitor activity
Source: RefSeq, a predicted model, not a curated record